AUGUUUCGGUGCUGGCCUGCUGGGCUGGAAAGAUCUACGCCGCGCUCCACCAAAUUCCUGACAUCGAGAAAAGCCGCUUCAGCAGCUUCAGGCCCGGUUCGGGCGAAGCAAAUCCGGCAGCGAGAGGAGGUGCGGACGUUCUUUCCAGUGAGGCUGACGAAGGGCAAGAAUCAGGUCCAGCUCGAGGCGUACGGCAGGGAAGUCUCGCUUCACAUUGAGAACACGAUGUGCGCAGAGCUGUUGCGUGCAACGGUGCGAGAGCCCCUUCAGCCAGGUGGUCUGCCUCUGCCGCGCUUCAGCUUGAAGUUUCAUGACGUUUCCGGGCGACAGAUCAAAGAUCCUGAGCCAGUUGUGAUCAAGAUCAAGAUGGGCACCCCCGUUGAUGGCAAGCUCGUCUCACUUUGUGCUGCAGGAAAGUCGGUCGAAGCAUGCGUGUCGGCCAAAGGCAUCUUGCGCGUAAAAGCACCCGCUUGUGACCUCUCGAGUCUCACGUUCUCCGUGGACAUUUUUCAAAGCAUCGACUCGGACAGCCUGAUCUCCAGCUUGGAAGUGCCCAGGGGCCCGCGUCAAUACGAUAGGUUCUACAGCGACUGGGACGAAACGACGCAGCAGUUCGAGCGCGGCGGCCUGCCUUACUUCCUCCCCUACGGCUUCCAGCGCAUAGCGAUUCAGGUGGACAUGACGGGCUUUGAGGACGCGGUCGUGGCAUACCAUGGCACCUCCCUUGACAGUGCCAGGAGGAUCCUCCUGGAAGGCUUCAAGAUUCCCUCAGCACGUGGCGUCGGUCCGAAACCCAACCACAUCGCAGGCACGUAG
Symbiodinium natans is the source of this 816-nucleotide messenger RNA. The record is from the annotation of a GenBank genome assembly. NCBI's taxonomy places the organism in Eukaryota, Dinophyceae, Suessiales, Symbiodiniaceae.